Messenger RNA from Nomascus leucogenys (northern white-cheeked gibbon), 5222 nucleotides. It is a transcript of the gene JAM3, whose product is annotated as junctional adhesion molecule 3. NCBI's taxonomy places the organism in Eukaryota, Metazoa, Chordata, Mammalia, Primates, Hylobatidae. Gene Ontology annotation, molecular function: protein homodimerization activity; protein heterodimerization activity. The coding region runs from base 1718 to 2656 and encodes 312 amino acids. Gene Ontology annotation, biological process: angiogenesis; cell adhesion. The record is from RefSeq and is a predicted model, not a curated record. The transcript has 8 exons.
GAUAAAAGAAGUGAUGAUUGCCAUUAUUUAGCUUCUUUGAGGUUGUAAGAAAGAAAUUGGUUUAGUUUACCUUCCAAGUUUAUUAUAAAGACACAUAUCUGAGUUGGCCUUCGUGAAAAUUAAACACCAUUUACCUUUUAUGUCCUCUAGUUCACCUGUUGUUACCAACUCUAGUAUUUCCACCAUUUUGACCAAUCAGCCUAUAUCUCCUUAUAAUGUACUUCUAUUUCUCUAGACUAUAAGCUCUCCCAUUUUCUUACUUCUCUUGGCUUCAUACUUCUUAAGAGAAAAGAUGUGAUUGGGUUGUCCAGUCAUCAUCCAGGUGAGCAGUGCUGUCCUCACUCACCUCUCAGGUCCUUGAUGGUCUUUGGGCCAGAGCUGAUCUCUGGUCAGUCCCUUAUAGCCAGUGGUGGUGUCUCAUCUAAGUCAUGGUGAUGAUGCUGAAAGAAAUGUUUAUGGUCACUUUCCUUAGAAGGAACCUGUGUGGCCUUGGUGGAGACUCAGUGCCUCAUAUAUUACUCUUUACUAAUGCAUCACUGGGAGCUUUCAUUUUGAAGGGGAAGUAGAAAGGGCUGCACGUGCAUGGGAUGUAUUUCUGGCUUCCAGAGGGAGUAGCCAUGGUUAUCCAAACAAAAUAAAAUUAUCUUCACUUGUCCUUUGUUCUGUAACUUUUUGUAGAAGUGUUUGAGGAACCAGUAGCAAUUCAGGUAUAUUAUACUUCUUUUUCCAUCCCUUUUUAUUGGAUUAUUCUUUAGGGCUUUUGCUAGAAUUAGUGAAAUCUGACUAUUUAGAAAGAAAAGAUCCAUGUAGCUGGGCCAUUAAGGAAGAUAAAGGAAACGAACGGGCUGUGUGAGGCUGCCCAAUAUGCAAGGAGUUAAAGCAGCUUGGAGCAGAGUUGCUCUGUCAUUUUCUUUAGCGGUUAUCAUAAGCCAGGACCCAGAGACCUUCAUCAGGGUGUUCUGUAUGAAGGCCUUCUUUGGGGGUGGCAUAUUUUAUUAGAGGCAUGGCAGCUGAACAAUAAUAUUUUGUAGGUAGUCCACGUACCUAUUUGGUCUUCUCUCCAAGAUUAGUUGAGAAAUUUUGAGACCGUGGUAAACAGGUUUCCGAUGUUUGCCCAAACCCACAAGGAAUCAGAUGCUAGUUUUGAAAGGGAUUGCCAUGCAAGUAGUUAUCUUGCUUUCAUCAGUGAUAUAAAUUUAGCUUCAUGGAAAUUACCGUGUUAUAUUAUUAUUUUUCUCAUUUCAACAAAGACCGGUGAAAACUUCUUCGUGGACUGGAACCACCGGGUUGCUUAUACAGCGAGGUGGACCCUUAGCUAGUUGAUAACCAUACCCAGACAGUGUUGAUGCCGUCCCGAAGGGGAGAGCUCCAGCCCAAGAGUCUGGCCCGUAUCACGUGCCACUGAGGGUGCCUGUGCAGGAUUGGAAGCCUGGGGAAGAGGGGAGGAUGGAGGGAGGAAGGGCAGAAGGCCCAGGCAGGUCUGGGAGGAGAGGUGUCGAAGGGUUAAUAGGAAAUGCUUAGACAAAGGCUUUAAAGCUCUGAGGGCUUUGUUCUGGGACCAAAAAGGAGAAGGAAUUCUUAGAACUCUUCUCUUUCCCUUGGCUCCUUCCAGUGAAGGUCAGAUGUGAGAGAGAAAGCAGUUAACUUGGCUUACCUAGGAGACUUUAUUGUGGAAUAUUUUUCCAUCCUCUGUGGUUAGUAACCAUAGCCUACGCAGAUGGGAAAACCUGACCUCAGUGCAAGGUUCCUCUGCCGUCUGAGAUACACUGUCUCUGAUUUUACUUUUCUUUCUUCUUCAGGCUGCCUGAUAGGGGCUGUAAAUCUCAAAUCCAGCAAUCGAACCCCAGUGGUACAGGAAUUUGAAAGUGUGGAACUGUCUUGCAUCAUUACGGAUUCGCAGACAAGUGACCCCAGGAUCGAGUGGAAGAAAAUUCAAGAUGAACAAACCACAUAUGUGUUUUUUGACAACAAAAUUCAGGGAGACUUGGCAGGUCGUGCAGAAAUACUGGGGAAGACAUCCCUGAAGAUCUGGAAUGUGACACGGAGAGACUCAGCCCUUUAUCGCUGUGAGGUCGUUGCUCGAAAUGACCGCAAGGAAAUUGAUGAGAUUGUGAUCGAGUUAACUGUGCAAGUGAAGCCAGUGACCCCUGUCUGUAGAGUGCCGAAGGCUGUACCAGUAGGCAAGAUGGCAACACUGCACUGCCAGGAGAGUGAGGGCCACCCCCGGCCUCACUACAGCUGGUAUCGCAACGAUGUGCCGCUGCCCACGGAUUCCAGAGCCAAUCCCAGAUUUCGCAAUUCUUCUUUCCACCUAAACUCUGAAACAGGCACUCUGGUGUUCACUGCUGUUCACAAGGACGACUCUGGGCAGUACUACUGCAUUGCUUCCAAUGACGCAGGCUCAGCCAGGUGUGAGGAGCAGGAGAUGGAAGUCUAUGACCUGAACAUUGGCGGAAUUAUUGGGGGGGUUCUGGUUGUCCUUGCUGUACUGGCCCUGAUCACGUUGGGCAUCUGCUGUGCAUACAGACGUGGCUACUUCAUCAACAAUAAACAGGAUGGAGAAAGUUACAAGAACCCAGGGAAACCAGAUGGAGUUAACUACAUCCGCACUGACGAGGAGGGCGACUUCAGACACAAGUCGUCGUUUGUGAUCUGAGACCCGCAGUGUGGCUGAGAGCGCACAGAGCGCACAUGCACAUACCUCUACUAGAAACUCCUGUCAAGGCAGCGAGAGCUGAUGCACCUGGACAGAGCUAGACACUCAUUCAGAAGCUUUUCGUUUUGGCCAAAGUUGACCACUACUCUUCUUACUCUAACAAGCCACAUGAAUAAAAGAAUUUUCCUCAAGAUGGUCCCGGUAAAUGUAACCACAAGGAAGAGAACCUGGGUGCGUUCACUGAGUUGGGUUCCCAACCUGUUUCUGGCCUGAUUCCCACACGAGUAUUAGGGUGGUCUGAAAGAGCUUGCUCACAGAAGUGCCCCUGUGCUGGGCCCUGUGAAGCCAGCGUGUUCACCACUGGUCGUUCAGCGGCCAGGACAGCACCAUGUGAGAUGGCAAGGUGGCCAGGCAGCACCAGCAGCGCAUCCCGGCGGGAACCCAGAAAAGGCUUCGUACGCAGCAGCCUUACUUCAUCGGCCCACAGACGCCACCGCAGUUUCUUCUUAAAGGCUCUGCUGAUUGGUGGUGCAGUGUCCAUUGUGGAGAAGCUUUUUGGAUCAGCAUUUUGUAAAAACCACCAAAAUCAGGAAGGUAAAUUGGUUGCUGGAAGAGGGUUCUUGCCUGAGGAACCCUGCUUGUCCAACAGGGUGUCAGGAUUUAAGGAAAACCUUCGUCUUAGGCUAAGUCUGAAAUGGUACUGAAAUAUGCUUUUCUAUGGGUCUUGUUUAUUUUAUAAAAUUUUACAUCUAAAUUUUUGCUAAGGAUGUAUUUUGAUUAUUGAAAAGAAAAUUUCUAUUUAAACUGUAAAUAUAUUGUCAUACAAUGUUAAAUAACCUAUUUUUUUAAAAAAAGUUCAACUUAAGGUAGAAGUUCCAAGCUACUAGUGUUAAAUUGGAAAAUAUCAAUAAUUAAGAGUAUUUUACCCAAGGAAUCCUCUCAUGGAAGUUUACUGCGAUGUUCCUUUUCUCACACAAGUUUUAGCCUUUUUCACAAGGGAACUUAUGCUGUCUACACAUCAGACCAUCGUUGCUUAGGAAACCUUUAAAAAUUCCAGUUGAGCAAUGUCGAAAUCAGUUUGCAUCUCUUCAAAAGAAACCUCUCAGGUUAGCUUUGAACUGUCUCUUCCUGAGAUGACUAGGACAGUCUGUACCCAGAGGCCACCCAGAAGCCCUCAGAUGUACAUACACAGACAGCAGUCAGCUCCUGGGGUUGUGCCAGGCCCCCCCGCUAGCUCAGUGUUGCCUCGCUGUCUGCCAGGAGGCCCUGCCAUCGUUGGGCCCUGGCAGUGGCUGUGCCCCAGUGAGCUUUACUCACGUGGCCCUUGCUUCAUCCAGCACAGCUGUCAGGUGGGCACUCCAGGGACACUGGUGUCUUCCAUGUGGUGUCCCAGCUUUGAGCUCCCGUAACAGACCUCUUUUUGGUUAUGGAUGGCUCACAAAAUAGAGCCCCCAAUGCUAUUUUUUUUUUAAGUUUGUUUAAUUAUUUAAGACACUCUAAGGCCAAAGGCAAUUGUGAAAUCAAGUCUGUCAAGUACAAUAAUAUUUUUAAAAGAAAAUGGAUCCCACUGUUCCUCUUUGCCACAGAGAAAGCACCCAGACGCCACAGGUUCUGUCUCAUUUCAAAACAAACCAUUAUGGAGUGGCGGCCAGUCCAGCCUUUUGAAGAAUGUCAGGUGGAGCAGCCAGGUGAAAGGCCUGGCGGGGAGGAAAGUGAAACGCCCGAAUCAAAAGCAGUUUUCUAAUUUAGACUUUAAAUUUUUCAUCUGCCGGAGACACUGCUCCCAUUUGUGGGGGGACAUUAGAAACAUCACUCAGAAGCCUGUGUUCUCAAGAGCAGGUGUUCUCAGCCUCACAUGCCCUGCCAUGGACUCAGGACUGAAGUGCUCUAAAGCAAGGAGCCGCUCAGAAGGAGCCCUCCACUGUGUGCCUGGAGAAUGGCUCUCACUGCUCACCUUGUCUUUCAGCUUCCAGUGUCUUGGCUUUUUUAUACUUUGACAGCUUUUUUUUAAUUGCAUACAUGAGACUGUGUUGACUUUUUUUAGUUAUGUGAAACACUUUGCCGCAGGCCGCCUGGCAGAGGCAGGAAAUGCUCCAGCAGUGGCUCAGUGCUCCCUGGUGUCUGCUGCGUGGCAUCCUGGAUGCUUAGCAUGCAAGUUCCCUCCAUCAUUGCCACCUUGGUAGAGAGGGAUGGCUCCCCACCCUCAGCGUUGGGGAUUAACACUCCAGCCUCCUUCUGGGUUGUCAUAGUGAUAGGGUAGCCUUAUUGCCCCCUCUUCUUAUACCCUAAAACCUUCUACACUAGUGCCAUGGGAACCAGGUCUGAAAAAGUAGAAGUGAAAGUGGAGUCUGGGAAGUAGUUGCCUGUAACUGAGACUAGACAGAAAAGGAAUACUCGUGUAUUUUAAGAUAGAUAUGAAUGUGACUCAAGACUCAAGGCCGAUAUGAGGCUGUGAUUCUGCCUUUGGACGGAUGUUGCUGUACAUAGAUAUUACAGACUUGUACUAACACACCUGUAAUUUGGUAUUUGUUUAACCUCAUUUAUAAAAGCUUCAAAAAAACCCAAA